AUGUCCACUUUACUCCGCAGAGCUGCCUGGAAACUCCGUAGUCUUCAUUCAGAUCUUUCUGAGACCCGAAAUUUUAGCACCACAGGUCUCUAUGGUUUUGACCACUUAAAAACUCCCAAAGGAUUUCGGCAAUUCGUCGAUGAAGCUAUCCAGAGGUCAGGAGAACUUGUCAAUAACAUUUCCGUGACUCUUUCGUCGGCUGAAAUUAUUCGAGCCAUGGACGAGAUUUCAAACACUGUCUGUUGUGUUGUUGACUCUGCUGAACUUUGUAGAAAUACUCAUCCAGACAGGGAAUUUGUUGAAGAGGCUAACAAGGCAUCAAUGAGGAUAAAUGAAUAUCUACAUUAUCUUAAUACAAAUCAUACAUUAUAUGAUGCGGUAAAAAGAGCUGAGCAAGAUGGACAUUUGCUUACAAAGGAGGCUCAAAAGGCUGCCCACCACCUGCGUAUUGAUUUUGAAAAGGGUGGAAUUCAUCUUUCAUCUGAGAAAUUAGAUAGAGUGAAUCAGCUAAACAUGGAUAUUUUUCAGCUCUCUAGGGAGUUCAGUGAAAACAUAAGUAUUGAUCCCGGUCAUGUUGAUAUAUAUCCAGCAUCCCGGAUUCCCAAACACAUACACCAUCUUCUUACUCCUAUUCAUCGCUUUACAUCUGGAGCUUCAGGAGGAUCUCGAGGGCCAUGGAAUAACACGAAAGAAAAAGGAUUUCAGAUAACAACAGAUCCACGCACUCUAGUGUCUGUUCUACAAUGGGCAUCAGAUGAUGAGGUGAGAAAGAUAGCAUAUAUCAAAGGGAACUCUGUUCCACAUGCAAACAUCAAAGUCCUUGAUAAGCUUAUUGCUGCUCGUCAUGAGCUUGCUCAGAUAAUGGGGUAUAAAUCUUAUGCCGAAUUCAUGGUGAAACCAAAUUUGGCCUCGUCCCCUAAAGUUGUAACAUCCUUUCUCAAUGAGAUGAGCCAAUUGGUCAGGCCAAAAGCUGAUAAGGAAUUUGAGGCAAUUAGAAACUUUAAGAAACAAAAAUGUGGUAAAAAAUGUAUUGAUUUAGAGCCAUGGGAUGAAGCACACUAUACAGGGAUGAUGAAGUCUUCUGCUCAGAAUUUGGACUCUUCGAUAGUAGCAUCAUAUUUCCCUUUGGCACAGUGCAUUGAAGGUUUGAAAGUACUGGUGAAUUCGUUAUUUGGUGCAACAUUUCAUAACGUUCCAAUGGCGCCUGGAGAAUCAUGGCACCCAGACGUGCUCAAAAUGGCAUUUCAUCAUCCUGAAGAGGGUGAUUUGGGGUAUCUAUACCUUGAUCUAUAUUCCAGGAAGGGCAAAUAUCCAGGUUGUGCUAACUUUGCAAUUAAAGGAGGCUGCCGCUUUUCUGAAACAGAUUACCAGCUUCCUGUUGUGGCCCUUGUUUGUAAUUUUUCAGGAUCACGUAGUUCAUCUAAUGUGAGGCUCAACCAUUGGGAAGUGGAAACCCUAUUUCAUGAGUUUGGACAUGCUCUUCAUUCCUUAUUCUCAAGAACGGAUUAUCAACAUUUUUCAGGUACUAGGGUGGUUCUUGACUUCGCUGAGAUGCCUUCCAACCUCUUUGAGUAUUACGCUUGGGAUUACAGAGUGUUGAGAACAUUUGCUAAGCACUAUUCAACUGGUGAAAUAAUACCUGAGAAGUUGGUGAAGGCAAUGCAAGGUGCUAGAGAUAUGUUUUCAGCAACUGAAUUGCAACGCCAGGUUUUCUAUGCAUUGGUUGACCAAACACUUUUUGGAGAACAACCAGCCUCAUCUAGGGAUACAAGUUCUAUUGUUGCAGAUCUUAAGAGGCAGCAUACCAGUUGGAAGCAUGUCGAGGGUACACACUGGCAGAUCAGGUUCAGUCAUCUUGUAAACUAUGGUGCAGGUUACUAUAGCUACUUGUAUGCUAGAUGUUUUGCAGCAACCAUCUGGCAAAAGUUAUGCCAGGAAGAUCCACUUUCAUUAACCACUGGAACUGCUCUCAGAACAAAGUUAUUGCAACAUGGCGGAGCCAAAGAACCAGCGGAAAUGUUGAAUGAUUUAGCAGGAGAAGGGAUUGUGAGGUAUUGCAAUGGCGGGAUAGUUCCUGACAUGACGAGCUUCUUGGAUGAGUUAGAUCUGGUGGAAGAUCAGCAUCUGCAAAUCCAAAUGCGGUCAACUGCAAGAUAGAAAUGGAUCAAUUCCAGCCAAAAGUGGGAAUGAGAAGGAGAACCAUGAGAAUAGAAGAUGGGAAGUUUAUAGCUGGAAAUGUGAUGGAGCUAAUUGUUAGAACAAUGGUCGGAUCAUUUUACUGUUUUAGGCAAACGGACUCUAACAGGCUUCCUUCACUUAAGGACCUACACGGCCAAUGUGGGCACGGCAUGGGCACCUUAGGAACCAUCCGAACACGGGAGUUGGACAUUUUUCACAUGAGCUUGUUACUUGUAAAGAUUGGCGGAGAAGUGCGACCUACUACACCUGCUUUUCAUCAACCAAUACUCACAUUUGCAGGCACACAUUUGCUUUGAUCUCACAUAACCUUUAAAAUUCACGGGAUACUUCUUUUCUGAAUGCCGUUUGUAUCAGUUGUCCUAACGAAACGAGAUAGAUAUUGAGAUCAGAAUUCUUUGGUUCUGUUGUUACAGUUGUCAUUAAUAGAAUUGAUGAAUCUAAAAUCUUAAAAUUCUUGAAA
Messenger RNA from Ricinus communis (castor bean), 2659 nucleotides. Its product is annotated as mitochondrial intermediate peptidase, mitochondrial. Lineage: Eukaryota; Viridiplantae; Streptophyta; Magnoliopsida; Malpighiales; Euphorbiaceae. Gene Ontology annotation, biological process: proteolysis; peptide metabolic process. Bases 1 to 2157 code for a protein of 718 amino acids. The transcript has 17 exons. The record is from RefSeq and is a predicted model, not a curated record. Gene Ontology annotation, molecular function: metalloendopeptidase activity.